AUUUUUUUUCUUCCCAAACCCCCAAGUGUAAAAUAUUUCCCCCCUUUCUUCUUCUCCUUCUCCUGUCUCUGUGCCCUAUCGCUCUCACUCUCGCACACUCUCAGUUCACUCCGUUUCAAAUCGCUCCGAAAAAACUGGUUUUGAUGGCUUGAAUUAUUCUCUGAGUGCUUCUCUUGGUGGUUCAUCGGCAACUCCGGUGCAUUGGAAUAUUUGGAAUUCUGUUUUAUAAAAUAUUGACUUGGAGAUAAGCAAUGGCACCAAAUCCAAGAGUUGCGAGAGCAUUUCGUGCUAUGAGGAGUACUGGCAUCAUUGAAGAAAAAGUGAAACCAGUCUUGAAAAAUCUUUUAAAAUUGUACGACAAAAACUGGGAACUUAUUGAAGAAGAAAAUUACAGAGCCCUCACAGAUGCUAUAUUUGACCAAGAGGAGACACAGCAAGAGGAAAUGGAUGAAGAAGCUCCGACGCAUGAGGAGCCCGAACGUCCCCUAAAAAGGUUGCGCUUAAGGAACCAGAAUGAUCAUGUUUCACCUUCUUUUGGAUUGGGUGAAACUUCAUCAAGAGGGCCACCCAAAGUGGAGGCUGAUCUGCCUGAGACUUGUCCCGAACAACGGUCACAGGAUAUGACAGAGUCACCACAGCCACUUGUUAGAAGCAAAAGAAAGCAACCUGUCUUGCCUAAGCCCGUGUCAAUACAGGAUAGUUUUGAGCCAUCUCAGCCAGGUGCUGCUGACAGAACUGAGCCAUUUGCUACAAGGAGAACUGAAUCUAUUUGGUUUCUCCUCCAGUAUGUCUCACGGGAAAAGGAAAGGAACCUCUCUUACCUCAAAUUGCUCCAAGAAUUUCUGUGAGGUCGCCUCAUGCAGUGCGCUUGAAAGAACUAACGGUUAACACUGGCAUUGUCCUUUCACCCAAGCCGCACGUACAUGAUUCUCGUGCUUUGAUCAAGCCUAAAGAUGAGCCAUUUACUGAUGACAUACUGCAGUCAGAGGUUCCUAGUGCAGUGAUUCAUGGAGAGCCAUUAAGCA
Molecule: messenger RNA, 1025 nt
Organism: Camellia sinensis
Lineage: Eukaryota; Viridiplantae; Streptophyta; Magnoliopsida; Ericales; Theaceae
Source: RefSeq, a predicted model, not a curated record